Messenger RNA from Mugil cephalus (flathead mullet), 5011 nucleotides. It is a transcript of the gene mcu, whose product is annotated as mitochondrial calcium uniporter. The coding region runs from base 1 to 1296 and encodes 431 amino acids. The record is from RefSeq and is a predicted model, not a curated record. Gene Ontology annotation, biological process: mitochondrial calcium ion homeostasis; calcium import into the mitochondrion. Gene Ontology annotation, cellular component: uniplex complex; mitochondrial inner membrane. The transcript has 10 exons. NCBI's taxonomy places the organism in Eukaryota, Metazoa, Chordata, Actinopteri, Mugiliformes, Mugilidae. Gene Ontology annotation, molecular function: uniporter activity; calcium channel activity.
AUGGAGCAGUUCCGUGUUGACCAGCAGGGCGGGGCGACAUCUGCGCACCCAGCUCCACGCAGCUCAUCCAGCCCCGCAAACCCGCCCACCUCCCCUCCCUCUUCCCCUUCGGUGCGUCUCGGUCCGCCCGCAGCAGUCUCCUUCUCGGCGAGGUUUCACUACAGAGAUGGCUGCGAAAGUGUGCAGAUCGGUACUCCUGUUUUCCCGGAGCAGCGGACCGGUGGCCGGCAGCCUCUCCGCACUUGUUGUGUCCUCACAGCGACACCAUCAGCACAUAGGACCGCAGGAGGUACUGUCUGCUCCUUUCACCCAUCAGACUGUCAGGAGAGCACAUGGCCUACGGUCAGCAGCCCACUCCACACUCUUCGCCCAGAGACUGCCCUGUCUCCACAGGUUUGGAAGGGCGCCCCCUCAUGGCAAGGCCAGAGACUGUUGUGUUCCUCUGCUGCUCCAGAGGAGGUGACGGUGGUGUAUCAGAACGGGCUGCCGGUGAUCUCGGUCAGCUUGCCGUCCAGACGAGAGCGCUGCCAGUUCACCCUCAAGCCUCUCAGUGACUGUGUGGGAGUGUUCCUGCAGCAGCUCCAGGCGGAGGACAGAGGCAUCGACCGGGUAGCCAUCUACUCCAUGGAUGGAGCGAGGGUUGCCUCCUCCACGGGUAUAGACAUCUUGCUGCUGGAUGAUUUCAAGCUCGUCAUAAAUGACACCACACACCUCGUGCGGCCACCGAGGAGAGAGAUGCUUCCCCACGAGGAGGCAGAGCGGCUGAAUGACGUCAAGUUUCUGGUGCAGCAGCUCUACACCACGCUGCGCAUCGAGGAGCACCAGCUCAGCAAAGAGCGCGAGCUGAUUGGACGACUGGAGGACCUCAACUCUCAACUCCGCCCCCUAGAAAAGGUGAGGGAGGAGCUGAGUAAGAAGGCAGAGCGGCGCACCACCUGGGUGCUGUGGGGCGGCAUGGCGUACAUGGCCACCCAGUUUGGCAUCCUGGCCAGGCUGACCUGGUGGGAGUACUCCUGGGAUAUCAUGGAGCCUGUCACAUACUUCAUCACUUAUGGCACUGCAAUGGCCAUGUAUGCCUACUUCGUCCUUACACGUCAGGAGUACGUUUAUCCCGAUGCUAGAGACAGACAGUAUCUGCUGUUCUUCCACAAGGGGGUGAAAAGGACACGCUUCGACAUCGAGAAGUACAACAAGCUGAAGGAUGAUAUUGCUGAGGUGGAGUUGGACCUGAAACGCCUACGAGACCCUCUCCAGCUCCAGCUCCCAGUUCAGCAGCUCAACGCCAGUGAAAAUUGAUGGGAAGAGUGACUCCCUCCUCUCUCAGCUCCUGCAACCCCCUUUUGUCCUUCUUCCUUCCUGCCGUCCAACACCCCUCUCCUUCUACCCCAGCUAUUUCCUCCUCCUUCUCCCCCUCCCUCCUCCCCCCAUCCCUCCCACACCCAAUAUUCCCAUCCCUUUCUUGACUGUGGGAGUUAGUUUUUUCUCCUUUUUUUUUUUUCCUGUUUCCUUUCCCGACGGAAAUCUUCAGUUGGAAUUGCAAGUGAAAACCUCUGCCUGAUGAAAAAAAAAGGGAUUGGUGAGAAUACUGAGAACUGAAAACCUCUCACAGCCGAAGGAUGGUGAGGAUGAUAAAACAGAAGAUGAUGAUGAUGAUAGAAUUGAAUUGGGCACUGUGGAUAUGCCUCAAGACUCCGGUGGGACAGCUUACAGGUAACUCCAGGGGUUACGACACCUGUAGACACUCCAGGAUGGGGAACACACAGAGGGGCAGCCAUUUUUAGAGUGCGUGUGUGUGUAUGUGUGCGAGUAUGUGCGCGUCCUGGGACUUUCAGGCUACAUCGGGACGCCGCCCCCUGGCCGCUCUGCGAGUCGACACAGCAGUGUAGCCCUGCUUCCUCUAGCGGCCAAACUGUCAACACACACACCUACUCUUGGUUGGUUCAGGCUCAAGGGACAAGUUUACAAGAAAGUUCUGACUGCAGCCACACCAUCGGGGGAAACCUCCGUUUUCCUGUGGCUGAAUCCCGCUGCCUCUCCCUCUCUGGGCCACGCCUCCUCCUGGUGACGGACAGCUGUCCUUCCCAGUGUGACCUUUGUCAGGAGCCCGUCUCCACGCGCCAGGAUGCAGGAAUGAUGACGCCUCCUUUCCUCUUCCUGUUGAUGUCCUGUAGCGGCCCGGCCUGCGCAAGUAUCAAGAGUACUACCGACAACAACAUCACUGUGUGUUCUUUUCCAAAAAAAAAAUAAAAAAAAAUAUUUUGGCACUUUUUAUUUUGAAAGCCAUAGUAUAUUUGUUAUGAAAUAUAAAUAUAUAUGUAUACAAUCAAAUAAACAGACGACCAGAGGCUAGUUUUUUUUCCAGUGGGGGGAGGAGCUCGCUUAAAAAAAAAAAAGAAAAAGAAAACAUCAUUUCAUGAGAAACUCAUUUGCAUCUCCCGCUAACACGCACACACACAAAGAGCAUUACGCUGUAUGCAUCAUUUACAGCCUGAACUUGUUUUUUUUUUUUUUUCUUUUUCUUGUUUGACAAGCGCACAUAAUGUAUUUCACAUUAACUAUGUUUUUGUUGAGCUCCCGUGCGUGGCCACCGAAGACAAGAAUCGAAGCUAAACCACGGGGGAAAAUGACUUUCAAUUGGAAUUGAUUGUUUUUUUUUUUGUUUUUUUUAUCAUCACAGGAUAUCGACGUGGAUAAUGCCACGCUUGACCUCUAUAAUCAUCUCACAAAUGCAAAGAUUGCAGCGGAAACGCUUAAUAUAAAGAAAGGGUUAACAAACAGGCAUGUCAAAAUUUACUAUGUUUGAUGUAUGAAAACCAAAAUAAAAAGCAGCAGAGUUUAUUAAAUCGCCUGCAGCUCAGCAUCUCACAGAUGUUUUUUGUUUUUUAUUUUUAUUUUUUUUUGCCGUUCCAAUUGAAAUUUCAACAUUAUUUUUACUCAAGAACUAAAGACUGCAUCUAAUAAUAAGCGUCAUGGCUCCGGGGGGUUAUAGAGGUUUCGCUGAGUUAAAGCCAGUUUUCUCCUCCCACUGCUGCUGUAAUGACCCUCCCCACCCCCCUGCUCCCUCGAUGGCAAGGCAGGGUAGACUGCAUGCUGUGGUAUGCCCUCAGUAGAAAAACUUGUGAAUGUGUAGGAGAACUAUUGCGAUUUUUGUACUUAAUUGGACUCAUUUCUUUGCUGCAUCUAGCUGAAGUCUCAAAGUCUCAUCCAUAUCCGGCUGACGUCUCGCCCUUCCUUCCAUUUUUUAUUAUUUUUUUUUUAUAUAUCAAAAGUUCUACAAGCCAUAACAUUUGUGUUUGAAUCAGCCUUUUCACUGCUUAACGCUGGUUUUCCGUUCGGGGGUGAGGACUGGCGGGCCAAGCUCUCUCCGGCCACACACAUAUCAUUUCUCAGAAGCCAGUUAUAGUCGCUCUGGCCUGCCGCAGAGCACCUCCGCGGAAAGGAGAGCACAGCCGGUCGACGCUCAAGAUGCGUGUGAACAGUCGGGCCGAAUCCUUCUGAGGAGAUCGAUGUGUUUAACUGCAGAUUUUUAUAUUAAAAUGCAUGAUUUUAGGACAAAUCAGAAGUUAGCCAUGCAGAUCUCAGGACAGGAUUUGGUCCGAUCGGUCACGGUGUGUUGGUGUGUGUGUGUGUGUCAAAUGGUGCCUUUUGGAUCAUAAGUUAAACUAGACGGGAAAUGUGUCAGUUUGUCAAACACUGACUCCCGUUGGGAGAGGAAACGUGGAGGGUUAAACUUGGAAGGUUUGACGAGUGGAAAUCAAUUUCGCUGCAUGUCUUGGGACAUGAACGUUUGUUGAAUCCGCAUGAUGCGGGUGCAAAGUGCAGAUUGGCGUAUUCAUGAAUUCUUUGCUCCUAAUGGCUGCUCGUCAAUAGCGGUGAAAAUCUAAUCAUCUCACUUCAUGGCAGUCGUCAGAUUUAAAUUCGUUUUUCCUGAAUAGGCCGGCUUGUGCACACCGUGACACACACACACACACACAAACAGAGAUGAAAACUGUGUUUCCUUGGAGAUGCGCUGCGGAAGGUGGGAGAGUUCAGGCCACAGCUUGUAGUCCAGUCCCCCUCCCCCCAACCUCCCCCUGCUGUCUCUACACUUCUGUCCAUCAUCACCAUCUCCUCCACCAGAUUGUUGUGUAGCCCUGCUUCCUCCUCUCUCCUCUUUUUUUUUUAAAUCACGCCAUCCACCGUUUAUUGCCUUCUUCUUUUCGUGUUUAUUUUCAAAAAAAAAAAGUGAAAUAAAAUAACAGAAUAUAUCAAAUAUAGGGAAACUUUAUUCUAAAGAGGGUGUUGCAUGAAUGUAUGUUUACAUGGGAAAUUAUGUAAAAAAAUAAUAAAAGAUGAUUCAUCAAAAAUAACAGCGAAGAUAAUUUAAGAACGUCGUUUGUAGAGAUUCCUAGUUAUCAAGGGCUUUCGUCUUUAGAAGCCGCCCUGCCAAAUCUGAAGCUGAAUCCCAGCCAACCAACUGCUCGGACUCCAGUCACAUCUUGGUCUUAUUUGCCUCCAUGAUCCCUUCACUUUGUGUGCAUUCAUACUCCCCAAUAAACGGGGAAAACGCCCUCCAUCUCUAAGUGCACCUGUAAAUGAGACUUUAUGACCUCUUGUCUCCUGAAAGGUAUCAGGCGCUCUCUUUUAGCUUUUCGGGGAAAAUUCUUCUGACCUUAUUUCUUUUUUUUUCUUUUCUUUUUUUUUCCAUCAGCCUAUUUUUCUCCAAAGACACCUUUAUUACUCUACGUUUUGAAUGUGUGUUAAGUUCCCAAAUAUCUCGUUUGUGUGCACUUACAGUAAGAUAUGUUUAAAAAUGCCUAAAGAGUGAAGCAGAAUAUAGGAUCGAUCUUCAUUCUGACCUCUUAUCUUGUUUUUCUUUUUUUUUCUUUUUUUUUUCUUCUGUUGACAUAUGAUGCUGUAAUGUUGGCAAAAAAAAAAGAAAAGAAAAUGUAAAAUCCUGUAUCAUUUAUGAAAUAUGUAUAAAAGAGAAAUGUAAUUCAAUUAUCAAUAAAAUCCUUAUCCAGUUUUUGGA